GCAGCAGCAGAGAUCUGCAGGACACCCCCGGGCGACUUCCCUGGGCCCUGUGUCAUGGCGAAAACCAUUAUUUCAGUAAACCUGCGUCGUAGUUCCUCUCAAAGACAACCACACACUCCGUCAUAACUCGUUAAUCUGAAGGGAGGGGAAGCGUGGGAUGGAAUGUCGGAUCCAGGGUGGGAAGGCAAGUAAAUGGACUGACGAUCCGCUACGGAGCACGAGGGCGGCCAGGCGAGCAGCUGGAAAUCAUCCGCGGGGAAACGUCGAGCGUCUCUCUUCACUGAACGCAUCCCAGCAGACAGGACUCCUGCUUGCCAAUCUGUUUGGUUUUGUGGUGUAUUGAACCCCUAUCGGAGCCUGUAUUGUUCCUAUUUAUUUCUCAGCAUGGUCGACAGCAAAGUCCCCCAGCCAGGGCCGGCCAAACUCAAGCGCAAUGCAGGGCCGGACGAGUGGCUGGCGGCGGCCAAAGAUUGCAAGUAUCUGUCUGAGCACCAUAUGAAGCAGCUGUGCGAGAUGGUCAAGGAGUAUAUGAUGGAGGAGUCGAAUAUUCAACCCGUUUCGACGCCGGUGACGAUUUGCGGCGAUAUCCACGGACAAUUCUACGACCUGCUGGAACUGUUCCGUGUGUCUGGAGGGAUGCCCAGCGCCGCGGGGAUGGAGCAGUUGGAGAGGCCGGAGACGACCCCCGCGCCGCUGAUCACGUCCGACGCGAUCGAGCCACCAACGACGAUUACAGAUCCCAAACUGCGCAAAAAGCUGAGGAAUCCGGGGAGCAUCGGUGGUGGAGAUGGGGAUGAGGAGAGCAACACGGACGGGAGUGCACGGUCGAGCAGCAGUGCUGGAUCAGGCGAGCUGCAGCUGAAUCGCAACUUUGUCUUUCUGGGAGACUACGUCGACCGGGGGUAUUUCAGCCUGGAGACGUUGACUCUCCUGCUGUGCUUAAAGGCAAAAUAUCCCGACCGUGUGACCCUGGUUCGCGGCAACCACGAGUCCCGACAGAUCACUCAAGUGUAUGGCUUCUACGAGGAGUGUUUCCAGAAGUACGGUAACGCGUCGGUUUGGAAGGCGUGCUGCCAGGUCUUCGAUUUCAUGACCCUGGGCGCCAUCAUCGACGGCAAAGUGCUGUGCGUGCACGGCGGGCUGAGCCCGGAGAUCCGCACGCUGGACCAGGUGCGUGUUGUGGCGCGCGCGCAAGAGAUUCCGCACGAAGGGGCCUUCUGCGACCUGGUGUGGUCGGAUCCGGAUGAUGUCGAGACGUGGGCCGUGAGUCCACGGGGUGCUGGCUGGCUGUUCGGAGACAAGGUGGCCGACGAGUUCUGCCACGUCAACGACCUGACGCUGAUCGCGCGCGCCCACCAGCUGGUCAACGAGGGCUACAAAUACCACUUUUCCAACCAGAACGUGGUGACGGUGUGGAGCGCGCCCAACUAUUGCUAUCGAUGCGGCAACCUGGCGUCUGUGUGUGAGGUCGGCGAGGACCUGAAGCCCUCGUUCAAGCUGUUCAGCGCCGUCAGCGACGACCAGCGCCAUGUCCCGCAGUCGCGGCCGGGACGCAGCGAGUAUUUCCUGUAGUGCACGCGCUGGCGUGUGCACGUAAUGAUAGAAGUGUAGAAUGAUAAUCAUGAUUCGGAAGAAAAGUGCCUAAGAUAAAUAUUGCCCCUCACCUUUAUUU
Molecule: messenger RNA, 1672 nt
Organism: Penicilliopsis zonata CBS 506.65
Lineage: Eukaryota; Fungi; Ascomycota; Eurotiomycetes; Eurotiales; Aspergillaceae
Exons: 4
Coding region: 385-1572 (395 amino acids)
Biological process (GO): G1/S transition of mitotic cell cycle; peptidyl-serine dephosphorylation
Cellular component (GO): cytoplasm
Molecular function (GO): protein serine/threonine phosphatase activity
Source: RefSeq, a predicted model, not a curated record